AUGAACAACAAGGAAAUUCAGACGGAGAAUACAAACUCAGCAGACGCCAAGACGUCGAAUAUACCUGUCCAAGUAACUGGCGCCACCACCCUCGAUGCCCCUAAGCAACCAACGAUGGCCAAGUCGAAGAGGGAAGCUAGCCUGAAAGAUUACUUAAGAAUUUUCACUUACGCUGAGAAGACGGACGUCUACCUGAUCAUCGUGGGCACGUUGGCAUCAAUGGCUGCUGGGGCUACUCUCCCGAUAUUGAAUGUUGUAUUUGGCCAGCUUGUCGAGACAUUCAAUGAUUAUGCUACCCCAGGAAAGACACAGGACAGAGUCUCGUUUGAUGGCCUGUUGAAUAGAUACGCACUAUACAUCUUCGUCCUUUUCAUUGGGAGAUUUAUAUUUAGCUAUAUCAGCAAGCUCGCAUUUUCCGUCAUUGGAAUUCGAAUGUCCGCAGCGAUCCGACUCGACUAUCUAAAACAUCUCUUUGCGCAAACCGUCCACGUCCUUGAUCGAAUGCCUCCAGGGGCUGCGGCCGGUACGAUUACGGCAACAGCGAAUGUGCUACAAAUUGGAAUAUCAGAAAAAUUAGGGACGCUCGUCCAGUUUCUGGCUACGAUUCUGGCAGCAAUAAUUGUGGCAUUUACGUACAGUUGGUCAUUGACGCUCGUGACCGGCUCGCUACUUGUCUUUGUGGCGAUUGUUGGUGUCGUCCUCGUCCCUUUCAUGACUAAAAAGCACCAGAAGACAUUCGAAGCCGAGCAAAUGGCCUCCUCAAUAGCCAACGAGGCUUUUGGGAGCAUCCGAAUGAUCAUGGCUUAUAGCGCCCAAGCACGUGUUGGGGACCGCUUCUCCAAAUGGGCCAAUGAAGCCAAGAAACACGGACAGGGCGUGGCGCCAAUUGUCGCAAUGCAGUUUGGCCUGAUCUUCUUCGGUGUAUAUGCCACCUUUGGAUUGGCGUUCUGGUUUGGAACCAAGUCAUUCAGAGAGGGGCGAAUAGAGAGCGUUGGCAUCAUUGUCAUUGUCCUCAUGUCGGUCAUGUUAAUGGUCCUCUCCAUCCAGGGGUUGUUUACCCCAUUUAUUGCGGUGAAUAAAGCGAUGGUAGCGGCUUGCGAGUUCUUCUCCGUUGUUGAUUCUCCGCCUCAAAAGAGCGGGUGCCUCAAGGAACCUGAUGUUUCGGCAACUGACGACAUCGUCUUUAGAGCCGUCGACUUUGCAUAUCCCGGCCGGGCUCAUGUCAAGGUAUUAGACAGCCUAGACCUUCGAAUCGAAGCAGGCAAGGUAACAGCUAUCGUUGGGCCUUCUGGCUCCGGGAAAAGCACUGUUAUCGGGCUGAUUGAGAGAUGGUAUGAUCUCCAUGGCGACCCGGCUGUCCCUAGGGCAACGAAGGAGGAAGAUCAAACUACAAAUGAAAGAGAACUACAAAUUGGAAGAUCCAGAUCAAUCCCAGAGAGUAUCUCUCCAGCUGCCGUUCAGUUGCGGGGUAGAGUGGAAGUUUCUGGACAUGACAUCUUCGAGAUCGACCUCAAGUGGUGGAGGUGUCAAAUUGGCCUUGUACAGCAAGAGCCAUUUCUGUUCAAUGACACAAUCUACAACAAUGUUGCUCACGGAUUAAUCGGUUCUGGCUUAGAAGCCGAGACCGAAGAUCGAAAGAAGGAGCUCAUUGAAGAAGCCUGCAGGGAAGCAUUUGCUGAUGAAUUUAUCCAACGCUUGCCAGACGGGUACCACACAAUGGUUGGCGACAGUGGAACCAAAUUGAGUGGUGGUCAGCGGCAGCGGAUCAGCAUCGCGAGAGCCAUUGUGAAGAAGCCAAAAAUACUCAUAUUGGAUGAGGCAACCUCGUCGAUUGACGUACGUGGCGAGCGUAUUGUCCAGGCUGCGUUGGAAAGGGCAUCCCUUGGCAGGACCACAAUCACUAUUGCACAUAGGUUAUCCACUAUCCAGAAGGCAGAUCGCAUUGUCGUGCUGAGAAAGGGGAAAGUGGUGGAAAAAGGGACCCAUCAAUCUCUAUUGGAGAUCGAAGAUGGAGUCUACUCAGGGCUUGUAGCGACCCAGAACCUGACCAUGGACGAUGAAAAGCAUGAUGCCGAGCUACAGGAGCUUAAAGACAUAGAAAGCCAUCUCUCCAACGAGAGAGAGGAUGACGGCGAAGCAAUCGAAGGCAGCACAAACAUCUACAAAUCAGGAUACAAGCCUCAAGGCCUUCUUGGCAGCUUUGGAAGACUUCUCUACGAGCUGAAAAGCCAAUUUCCGUUCUACAUUGCCACCGUAUUUUUCGCCAUGUGUGCAGCAGCCGGCACUCCUCUUCAAGCGUAUCUAUUUGCAAAGAUUAUCGUCGUCUUUCAGUACGUGGAUGACAUGGAUAGGUUCACGACGCAAGCCAAUUUUUGGUCCCUGAUGUGGGUUGUAUUAGCCUUAGGCACGGGCUUCUCUCAAUUCGGAUUGCAAUUCGUCUCCAACCACCUCGCCGUUUACAUUUCAGCCACCUACCGCAUGCAGUAUUUCAAUGGGCUCAUAGCCCAGAAGGUGUCAUUCUUUGACGACGAGGACAACUCGGCUGGAACACUUACGGCCAAGCUAGGCAGCGAUCCCAGGCAGCUGGAGGAGCUGCUUGGCGUGAACAUGGCCCAAGUCUACAUGGCUAUUUUCAAUUUAUCCGGAUCGAUUGCGAUUGCCUUCGCUUUUGGCUGGAAGCUGGCCCUGGUGGCUGUCUGUGUUACAGUGCCUCUCGGGUUUUUGGCCGGCUUCUAUCGGCUCAGACACGAGCUACAGUUUGAAGCCCUCUCCCAUGCCGUGUUCGAGGAAAGCUCAAAGUUCGCGGCGGAAUCUAUCAGCGCAUUCCGCACGGUCACAUCAUUGACUCUAGAGGACACAAUUUGCCGUCGCUAUCGACAACUUUUGUCUGAUCAUGCCACAAAAGCCUCCAUAAAAUCAAGAUGGACAUCUCUCAUCCUGGCAUUCUCAGACAGCAUGGCCAUGGCGUGUCAAGCUCUUAUCUUCUGGUACGGUGGCAAGCUUCUCGGAUCUCACGAGUAUGAAGUGUUUAACUUCUUUGUUUGCUACAUGGCAGUGAUAAGCGGCGCCGAAGCUGCUGGCCUUGCCUUCAGUUACGGCCCCAAUGCAGCCCAGGCUUCAGCCGCCGCGAAUAGAAUCCUGGGUAUUCGUGAAAGCAAGAAUACAAACGAGAAGAAACAGAAGGAGCACAUCACAACUGCUCAAAAUGGUAUCAAGAUUGAGUUCCAACAUGUCUGGUUUAAGUACCCGACAAGAAACAUCUCAAUAUUUGAAGAUUUGAGUAUCACAAUCGAGAAAGGACAGUAUGCUGCCUUUGUUGGUUCAUCUGGGUCAGGUAAAACGACAAUCAUCUCUCUCCUUGAAAGAUUCUACGACGUAAACAGAGGCAAAAUCUUGGCUAAUGGCACAAAUAUAACGAGUGUCGGUAUUGACGAGUACCGCAAGCAAAUCUCUCUAGUUGCGCAGGACCCAACAAUUUUUCAAGGCACCAUACGAGAGAACAUCGUGCUCGGUGUAGAUGCAGAAACUACGGACGAUCAAGUGCAGACGGCUUGUCGAGACGCCAGCAUUCAUGAUUUCAUCUCGUCCCUACCUGACGGAUACAACACUGAAAUCGGAAGCAAAGGUGUCGAUCUUUCAGGUGGACAGAAACAGCGUAUAGCUAUUGCGAGAGCACUGAUCCGGAACCCACAGUUGUUAUUGCUCGAUGAAGCCACAAGUAGCCUGGACUCAGAAAGUGCCAGACUUGUACAGAUUGCCUUUGAAAAAGUUUCCAAGGGACGUACAAUGAUCGUGAUUGCCCAUCAACUGUCAACUAUUCAAAAAGCCGAUAUCAUCUUCGUUCUUGGAGAAGGAAAAGUUCUAGAAAAAGGCAAUCACAUAGAACUCCUGAAAAGGAAAAAAAUCUAUUGGAAUAUGUGUCAAAACCAGGCGUUGGAUAGUUGA
Messenger RNA from Clonostachys solani, 3945 nucleotides. The record is from the annotation of a GenBank genome assembly. Lineage: Eukaryota; Fungi; Ascomycota; Sordariomycetes; Hypocreales; Bionectriaceae.